Molecule: messenger RNA, 1041 nt
Organism: Beauveria bassiana ARSEF 2860
Lineage: Eukaryota; Fungi; Ascomycota; Sordariomycetes; Hypocreales; Cordycipitaceae
Exons: 2
Coding region: 1-1041 (346 amino acids)
Biological process (GO): maturation of SSU-rRNA from tricistronic rRNA transcript (SSU-rRNA, 5.8S rRNA, LSU-rRNA)
Cellular component (GO): nucleolus
Source: RefSeq, a predicted model, not a curated record
AUGGCAGUCCUCGGCAAGCGCAAAUCGCGCAACGAAGCGCCGUCGGACGGCGUCUCUGAGCUCGACGCCGAAGCCAUUUUCCGGCGGCACUUUGAGGCGCAGUUUGAGCCGCUCGGCGACGAGGACGAGGCGGCGCGAGCGCAGCGCGAGCAGGACGACGACGACGCGGUCGAUUCGGACCUCAACGGCGGAUCCGACGACGACGACGAAGACGACGACGACGACGAAGACGAUGGCGACGGCAACGAAUGGGGCGGGUUCUCUAGCGACGAAGAGGAGCAAGGGGACGGUGCCGAGUACGAGGACGAGCACGAGGACGAAGCGCCGACUGUGCAGGUCAUUGAUCACUCGAAACCGCAGGUGCCCAAGGAGCCCAAAAUGAGCAAAAAAGAGCUCAAAGCAUUCAUGUCCUCCAAAGUCAUUGACCACACCGCCCCCCGAACCACCACCACCGACACACCCUCCUCCUCCUCCUCCGCCAAGCCCGCCAAAGCCCUCCCCGAGGACGCGCCCUCCCUCAUUGCGCAGGACCUCGAACUUCGACGUCUCCUCUCCGAAUCGCACCUUCUCACCCCUUCCCACAACAACGCCGCCUCCCGCUCCGUCUUUUCCUCGUCCGUCGUCGGGGGGGACUCAUCAUCAUCAUCAUCAUCACUUGAGCCAAAGGCGUUUGCCUCGGGCCGCACGCGACAAAAGACCACCGACCUCCGCCUGCAGGCGCUCGGGGCAAAGACGUCGGUGCUCAAGCAGGAAAAGAUGCCAAUGAAUAUGCGCAAGGGCAUCGUGGCCGCGGCGCGCAUGCGCGAGGAGCGGCGCAGGCGCGAGGCCAAGGAGAAUGGCAUCAUCUUGGAGAGGAGCGGUAGCAAUAGCGGUAGCGGUAGCGGUAACGGCAAGAAAAAGGGAAGCAGGGCGAGGCAGGAGAGGGGUGUGCAUGGACCGGGGAUCGGGCGCAUGAGGGGCGCGGAGCUGCGCAUCAGCGAGGGCGACGUGAGAAGGAUUGAGGGGAGCAGAGAUACAUUCGGGAGACGAGGUCGGCGGUAG